AUGGGGAAAACAACAGACCCAGAUCAGCUUCAAUAUCAAUCUGAUCUCAACCUAUAUCAGCCGCGGCAACACUCUUCAGUUGGAUUUAUCGGUCAAGCAUGGCCAGCUAAUAAGAUUGUCCUAGUCGCUUUAUCUAUAACAUCCUGCGCCAUCGUGUUGGGCAUCUCGAUUGCGCUCGCCGUCGAUCCGGACAUCCAAAGUUACAUUGUUGUCUGGACGGCUCCGCAGGCCGGCGCGGCUCUGCUCUGGUCCGGCAUCGACCUCGCUACCACAUACGCGGGAAGAAUAAACCACCGGCUAAUCCACCCGGGCGCUCAAGUAGCAGUACACCUCUUACUAUGGAUGGGAUUCUGCGUCGGGAUUGGUUUAACGGCGUAUAUAUUGUCGUGGGCGCUCGCCUUUGCUAGCUCGGACGACCCCGAAGCUUAUCCUGAAUAUUACGAAUAUUAUCAUGGUGAUAAUAACGACUAUUACGAGUAUUACAGCAAAUCCUACAUCCGGUCAAUGGAGGCCCUCGUAGCAUUUCUAGCUCUUUUGAUACCAACCUCGACACCAACCUCGACAUCUACGCCGGCGACAGCCUCACCCGCAGCUGAUCCCGUCGCGACUACCCUCGCUGCUGACCAAGCUACUCUAUCUUCGGCGACGGUCGCCACCAACGGCGCUCUGCCUGACCAGCAAGAGCAGAAGCAGAAGCAGAAGCAGCAGCAUCAACAGCAGCAAGAAGCUGUUGCGCCGUCACCGGAAGUCAUGUCGAACAACCCACCUCACCAUACUCAGGGCCCACCUCGACAGCCCGCUAGCUACCCGAAUCCUACGGCAUAUGCGACGUCCGCGAUGGCGACUACGCACUACGGAUAUGCAAACCCGGCGGGUCAAGGACCGGACGCGUACCGGGCGAGCGUGGGCGUUCCUAGCAAUGCUAUGGCGUUGCCAAGCAUGCGCACGUUCGACCCAGCUCAGCAGCAAGCUCAGCAGCAGCAGCACAUGGCGAUGGCGAUGCCUGUAAACCCCGUCCCGUCGGUUCCCUCGAUGCCGGCUCAGCAGCACAUGUCCUACUUCGCACAGCAACCCGUACCUAUGAAUGCGAAUAACCCGUACGCCCUAACCCCCGACGCUCUAAGACCGCAAUAUGCUCUACCUCCAAGCGGACCAGGUAGCGUGCUAAGCGGUCGACAUAAGAAGUGCGACGAACAACAUCCCAUCUGCAAGAACUGUCAGAAAUCCAAACGCGAAUGCCUGGGCUACGAUCCCAUAUUUAAGAAUCAACAACAGCAACAUCAUACCAAUAUUCGACCAGCUCCCAAUAAUUCGUCGGCCUCCUCUUCCGUACCGUCGAGUCGACCUCCUGCCUCUUCUACGCCCGCGUCUGGCGGUGCGCAAACCCAGACUUCUUAUACUGCUACCCUCCCCCCGGUAAUAUCUAAUACCACUCCUACUACCGCAACAUUCACCGGAAACCUGACAGCCGCGGGAACAGCUGCGUCAUCGGUCAAGGGCGAGCCCGCUCUCGAAUACCCGGCCGCUAUCGAUCCUACUUUAGACACCGUAUUGUCCACCACGAGUACGUCGCCUUCUCAUUUCCAAGCCAUCACACCCAUUACCCCAAUUCCUCCUCACAAUCCGUUCGGCACAUCCCGCCUCAGAGCAAGGAAGAUGAAAGUUCACGAGCUCGUGAGCAUGACCGGCACCGUGCCCCCGACCCUCGACUCGCCCCUCACCGGCGACAAGCUGGCAGACGUGAGGGAUCUAUACGAUCAGGUCUACGCCCCCGGCCUGGAGAAGUUUUUCGAGACGGAAUGGUACACCAAGCCUCAAGGUGUCGGUGCGUUGAUGUCCAGCACGGCCGUCAACGAGAUGCUGGCAGGGUUUUUGCAGUCGAUGGCUAAGACGGAUGCUAAUGACGUCGCCGGGAUGCAAUAUUCGGCGAACCUCGAAUUCCGAGUGGUCUGGGAUCUGACCACGUUAGUAUACGCGUCCGAGUACAAGAUUAAUGUUGGGGAACAUCUACCACCUUCCGACGACGGGUCCGAAGCGCGAAAUCGAGUGGCGGUCUUCGAGGCCCUGUUAUCAGGCGAUCACCUCGAUCAGAAUCCUCUUCAUCCGCCCCCCGCGAACGCCGAUAUACGACUUCACCGGAUCAGGGAGUUUAAGUUUUGGUAUUUCCUUGCCGAAUUUCUUCGCGUGAGAGAUCAGCCGGGCGUGGAUACUAUGCGCCAGCGCGACUAUAUUCUCGGGCAGCUGCGCGAGCUGCUAGAUGGGCGUGAAAAUCGAGACGUCCUUUACUCUCUCGCCGUCAUCCGGGCGCUAGCGCCAAACUUCCCUCCGGAUUUCGAAAGCACCUUGCCUCCGCAUCUUGACGAGACCGAUCCCAAAAGUAAGUUGGCCGUCGCUCGCAAGUUCGUCCAGGACGAGUCUCAAGUAACGGGGGGCACUACCAAUGUCGUACGCCGCUUCUCCGAACUUGCGGUUAGGGCUUUUAUCGCCCCCGGUAGCAAUAUCACGCGGAGAUAA
This is a messenger RNA of Daldinia childiae, 2514 nucleotides long. Its product is annotated as putative negative acting factor protein. Gene Ontology annotation, biological process: regulation of DNA-templated transcription. The transcript has 4 exons. The record is from RefSeq and is a predicted model, not a curated record. The coding region runs from base 1 to 2514 and encodes 837 amino acids. NCBI's taxonomy places the organism in Eukaryota, Fungi, Ascomycota, Sordariomycetes, Xylariales, Hypoxylaceae. Gene Ontology annotation, molecular function: zinc ion binding; DNA-binding transcription factor activity, RNA polymerase II-specific.